UCUUGAAAGGUUAAAUUAUCUGGCUAUAUUGUGGUUAGUUGAAUGUCAAUAUGGCGGCCCACAUGACUUUUUGCAGAUAUGGAUACAUAUAUAAAUCAUCUUCAGUUUUUAGACAUAAUUUAACACAGAACACACGAAAAAAUAUUUGUCAUCCAGUGAGUUACGGAAAAUUUUUUAGAGAGUCCUUUCACACUGUGAAGAAUGUUACAAGACGGAGAUCUGUAUUAUCAAGUAAUGUGUUAUAUUGUCCUCAUAAUAGUGCACCACUUGUUACAAGUCUCAUACGGUUUAAUAGCUCCACUGCAAAUAAUCAAGUGAUCGAUACUUCAAACUUCAUUAAUCCACCAUCAGAUUAUAUCCCACCAGUACCGAUUCCUGAGACUACAGAAUUAAUACAGACAUUGAAUGCUCUUGGAGAACCAUCACUCCAGUCAUUAGGUCUAGGGGGUCACUGGCCCUCAGGACUGGUUCAACAGGGGCUAGAACUAUUACAUGCUGGUUUAGGUCUUCCUUGGUGGGGAUCCAUUGUCAUUGGAACUAUUAUUGUUCGAACAUGUAUGUUUCCUAUUGUGAUCAAAGCUCAGAAAAUGUCCAUUAACAUGAUGAAUCAUAUGCCUACAGUACAGAGGCUACAGUUAAAAUUUUCUCAAGCAAGACAAAGAGGAAAUAUGCUUGAAGCUAUGAAGUACGGAGGAGAACUUGCAGACUACAUGAAGAGAAACAAUGUCAAACCUUUUGGUCAGUUGAUGAUGCCAAUGCUGCAGUUACCUGUGUUUCUCUCCGUGUUUGUUGGCUUACGAGCUAUGGCCAAUUUACCUGUAGAGAGUAUGAAGACAGGGGGGUGUCUGUGGUUUCCCGAUUUGACUGUCCCUGAACCAAUCUAUGGUCUGCCCUUGUUGACAGCCAUAACUUUCUGGCUUACGGUUGAGGCUGGUGUCGAUGGCAUGUCUGCUCAAACCCAGGCUCAUGUCAUGAAGUGGUUUUUGAGGGCCAUGCCUGUUGUUAUGCUACCCAUUAUCAUGAAUUUCCCCACCGCCAUGUUGGUGUACUGGUUUACUUCUAACUCCUUCUCACUGAUGCAAGUUAUGUUCUUAAAAAUUCCUAAAGUCAGGACAUAUUUCAAUAUCCCAGAGAGAGUUAUCCAUCCAGAAAUAGUGGCAGAAAAGAAAGGAUUUAUAGAAGGAUUCAGAGAAUCUUAUGGUAACAUGAAGGCCACACAGCAAGUUUUAGAAAGACAGAGACUGGAUGAACUCAGUUUCCGUAAGGCUGCACAAGGUCCAAUUACAAAGACAUAUCCCUACAACCCAAAGAAAGUGGGAGCAGGCUUAGACAAAAAAUCUUAGGUUAUAGAGAUUGUUAGAUAAUGUACAAAUGUAUUGAAAGCAUUUCUAUAAAAUAUUUGUGACUUCUUUGUAUUGUAAAUAAAAUCAACAUUUAAUGAAAACAAA
Biomphalaria glabrata is the source of this 1448-nucleotide messenger RNA. RefSeq names its product mitochondrial inner membrane protein OXA1L-like. Bases 51 to 1343 code for a protein of 430 amino acids. Gene Ontology annotation, biological process: protein insertion into mitochondrial inner membrane from matrix; mitochondrial respiratory chain complex IV assembly. Gene Ontology annotation, molecular function: membrane insertase activity. Gene Ontology annotation, cellular component: mitochondrial inner membrane. The record is from RefSeq and is a predicted model, not a curated record. NCBI's taxonomy places the organism in Eukaryota, Metazoa, Mollusca, Gastropoda, Planorbidae. The transcript is spliced from 9 exons.